UCUUCCGGCCAUUUGAAAAAUACGGUUUGAUUUCGGUUCGACUCCAAAACCGGUUCGAACCGAAUUGUGAACGGCCCUUUGGCCUUUAAUGAUACUCCAAUCACUGACCCGCUUCUGUCCUCCGGCGUCCAAACCCUCUCUUCGUUUCUGGGUUCUCUCUGCUCUCUCAUCUUCGCCAUGAACAUCUCCUCCCUUGCUUUUGAUGCCACUCCCUUCCCCUCCGCCACAUGGCCGUCGCCGACCUGCCGGAGACCCCUUUCUGAUCGCCGCCCAGCGCUCAUUUUUUGCUCUUCUGCUAAACCCGCGGCGGCGGCGGCUACUUCUUCUGUGAGUGUGCCGGAGUCGGCGAGGAAGGAGGGGCUGAAACGAAUUGGUGAACUGGGACAGGUAUCGGGCGUGUUAGGCUGCCAGUGGGGAGAUGAAGGUAAAGGUAAACUCGUUGACAUCUUGGCUCAGCACUUCGAAAUCGUCGCUCGCUGUCAGGGCGGGGCUAAUGCUGGACACACGAUAUAUAAUGCUGAAGGGAAGAAGUUUGCUCUUCAUCUCAUUCCCUCUGGGAUUCUUAAUGAAGAUACUUUAUGUGUUAUUGGAAAUGGGGUUGUCGUGCACGUGCCUGGUUUCUUUGAAGAAAUAGACCGUUUGGAAGCAAGCGGAGUCUCAUGCAAGGGAAGGAUCUUGGUGUCUGACCGAGCCCAUUUGCUAUUUGAUUUCCAUCAGGAGGUGGAUGGGCUUAGAGAAGCUGAACUAGCUAAAUCUUUCAUUGGAACCACCAGAAGAGGGAUUGGACCUUGUUACUCCAGCAAAGUGAUUAGAAAUGGUAUUAGAGUGGGUGAUUUGAGGCACAUGGACACUCUUCCUCAGAAACUUGACCUUCUACUUUCAGAUGCUGCUUCGAGAUUCAAGGAUUUUAACUAUACCCCAGAAAUUCUGAAGCAAGAAGUUGAGAAGUACAAAAGAUAUGCUGAGAGAUUGGAACCCUUUAUCACCGACACUGUGUAUUUCAUGAAUGAUGCUAUCUCUGCAAAUAAGAAGAUUUUGGUUGAAGGAGGUCAGGCAACUAUGCUCGAUAUCGACUUUGGAACUUAUCCUUUUGUAACUUCCUCCAGCCCUUCAGCAGGUGGGAUUUGCACUGGCCUUGGGAUUGCUCCAAAGGUUCUUGGUGAUCUUAUAGGAGUGGUGAAGGCAUACACUACUAGAGUUGGUUCGGGCCCUUUUCCUACUGAGAUCUUGGGAAAAGGAGGUGACCUACUCAGAUUUGCUGGACAAGAAUUUGGCACCACAACUGGUCGUCCUCGUCGCUGUGGUUGGCUUGAUAUAGUUGCACUAAAGUAUUGCUGUCAAAUUAAUGGAUUUUCUUCUCUGAAUCUUACAAAACUUGAUGUUCUUUCGGAACUGCCUGAGAUACAAUUGGGGGUUUCUUAUCGGCAACCUGAUGGAACACCAGUCAAAUCAUUUCCUGCAGAUCUUAGUCUUCUUGAACAAAUAAAGGUGGAAUAUGAAACAAUGCCUGGAUGGACGAGUGACAUCUCUUCAAUAAGAGACUAUUCUGACCUUCCCAAGGCUGCAAAAGAAUAUGUAUCAAGGAUUGAAGAACUUGUGGGCAUACCCGUGCAUUACAUCGGUGUCGGUCCAGGCCGUGAUGCACUGUUAUACAAAUGAUUCGGGUCGUCAAUUGAUCCUUUCUUAUGCGUGCAAUUUGACUAUGCUGGUGGAGCUCCCAGGUAAGGUGGAGCUUGCACUGGCAGAGGAAUUUUAACCACAUGUCAUCAUCUUGAGAUAUAUUUUUGGAGUAAAUUCAAGAAUCUUGCAUAAGCAUUUGAAUAUGAUGGUAGUUGAGGCUGUUGUAACAUUUCUCAUAUGAUUAGGAGAGCCUAAUGUAGUUCUUUUGAAGGGCUCGAUUAGCACAGGAAAUGGUAUGGAUGGAUACAGAUAUAGACCAACAAGAAUAAUUAUGCAGAGUUCACAUGUCUUGCGGCGAGGUCGAUUUGAUUCGAUUUUUGGCUGAUGUCGAAUUGAUCUAUGAAAAAUUUGAUUUUGAAAUCAACUUUUUGAAUUCUUAUUUAA
This is a messenger RNA of Momordica charantia (bitter melon), 2064 nucleotides long. RefSeq names its product adenylosuccinate synthetase 2, chloroplastic. Gene Ontology annotation, molecular function: GTP binding; adenylosuccinate synthase activity. NCBI's taxonomy places the organism in Eukaryota, Viridiplantae, Streptophyta, Magnoliopsida, Cucurbitales, Cucurbitaceae. Gene Ontology annotation, biological process: 'de novo' AMP biosynthetic process; IMP metabolic process. Gene Ontology annotation, cellular component: cytoplasm. The record is from RefSeq and is a predicted model, not a curated record.